AUGCCGCCUAAGCGGAGUCGUGAUGUCCCCGCCAUUCCAGACAUCACAGAGGACCCGGUGGAGCGAAAGCGGGUGUUGAGCAUGCUAGCUCAAAGGCGUUAUCGGGAGCGAAAGAGAAAGCAAUGGGACGCGUUACAGGCUCAAGUGGAUAGGCGCAAGGACUCGAACAAUGGCUAUACUGAAACCAGGAAUUCCUUGGCCACUCCAGAGGAUGCUCAUACGACACUAAACACUUCAGGCUCUUUGGCGACUGACUUCCCGGUUGCAAUGGAUCGUCUUCCUUUGGAUUGCGGUGGCCUUGGAGAUUACUGUCCUGAUCUCAUGGUCGAGACAGUCGGCCGGACGUCUCUAGAAAUUCCCGUGGUAGCACCCAGCAUGGACCUUCUUCCUGACUCCUUAUCCCCCAGUCAGCUCUUGGCACUCUCUCAGUCUGGUCAAUUCCCAUCAGUCGCUACACAAGACAUGUCUCUAUUUGCUUUCCCUGCCUCACAGGGCCCGUUUUUGACAUCCUCCCUGCCAGACCUGAUACUUCCCUACCAACCGGAGGGAAACAUCCCGCACAUGUUGCAGCUGGCCAACGUGUCUGAGAAUAACUCGAGUCUGUCAGAGCAGCUUCAAGAAUACCAAACGUCGACCUUCUCCUUUCCAGACGACCAUCACCUCGAGAUUCCAUCACUCAAGCUCCUCAAUGCUGCGAUGAAGGUUGCAGAGCGGUUGAACAUGGCUGAAAUGUUGUGGGAUCUCUCCGCAGUGAGUCCAUUCUACAGAGCUGCCACAGGCCCGCAUUCAGUCUCCACACCCCCGUCUCUGGUGUCUAGUUCCUCCUCCCCAUCUUCAAUUACGUCCCACACAGAUGAUCAUGGUGGAGACACAAUCGAACUCCCCCGUCACCUCCAGCCGACCACUUCCCAGCGUUUCAUUCCCCAUCAUCCCAUCUUGGAUCUCAUUCCCUGGCCCAAUACCCGGGACAAGCUCAUCCAGGUAUUCAAUCUACCACCGGCGAUGCGUCCAAAACCUGCCCAGGACCCCAUCGGCCUUCUGCGACUCGUAUAUGAUAUGGAGGAUGUUGGGGGAGAAGGGAUCAGAGUCCAGGGAGGUGAUGCGUUUACAGUAAACGCCUGGGAGAUUGGACAAACAAUAUUCGAGCGGUGGUGGUGGGCUUUUGACCGGGACAUUGUGGAACGAAGUGAUUAUGCAAGAAGUCUGAGGGGGGAGAAACCGUUGAGAAUAGGGGAGUCAGAGCCUACAGUUUGA
Messenger RNA from Aspergillus clavatus NRRL 1, 1254 nucleotides. RefSeq lists its product as uncharacterized. The transcript is spliced from 2 exons. Gene Ontology annotation, molecular function: DNA-binding transcription factor activity. The record is from RefSeq and is a predicted model, not a curated record. Gene Ontology annotation, biological process: regulation of DNA-templated transcription. The coding region runs from base 1 to 1254 and encodes 417 amino acids. Lineage: Eukaryota; Fungi; Ascomycota; Eurotiomycetes; Eurotiales; Aspergillaceae.